AUGAAUCUCGUUCAGCUCGUCUCUGCCGUCUUGGCCUGCCUCUCGCUUGUCCAGGCUCGGCCAUGCACGCUUUCCCAGCUCACAGGCAGCAACGGCAACUUUGCCAUCACCGGAGGCCCAGACCUCAGCACUCCCAUCCAGACCGGGACGACCCAGAUCAUCUCCUUCAACUGGGCCGUGGGCUGUCCUGUGAAAGCCAUCAACAGCAUCCUGGUCAUUCCCGCCUCGCAGGCCGCGGCCAACGGAACCACCCUCGAUACGACGCCAUCAUCCGUUUCGUUUGGCCGUGGACUCACCCACGACCUGGCUGCCUUCCUCAGCACCAGCAUUCCCGCAACUGUUCCCAGCGGCCGAUACACCUUCCGGGCGAUUCUGAGCACCACCACAGGUCCCUGCUCCAUCGACAGCACCCCGUUUCAGGUCCUGUCGGUGAGCCUGCCUGGCCCGCUGCCGACCGGCCCUGUGCCCGAUCCCAACAGCAUCAACUGCCCCGAAAACGCAGAUGACCACAAUCCGUCUCCCGGGUCUCCCUGCAGCUACAAGGGCAUCGUGAUCCCCGUCAACACCAUGUCGCUUCGGAUGCUCCAAGCAAAUCUGAGGCUGCCCAGCGCCUUCAUCACGACCCGCCCUCUGGCAGCUGCUGCAGCGACCGCUGGCUUCGAUCUGCACGAGAUCCCAGCCGACUUGGCCGCCAGCCAGCCCGGAUCAUCGCAUCGCAUCAAGGAAGACUGGUCUAAGAAAAUCCUCGCCGAAGCAGUCGAGCUCGACCCCAGCGAUGCCCAUCCUGCUUCGGGCAAUGUCUCCGCGCCAAUACCAUCCAAGCGAGCAUCAUCGUCAUCAUCGCCUGCAGCAUCCACGAGACGCCCUGCUGGAUCGCUCGAGAGUGAGGAUCCCCUAUCCGAGGACCAAAAGUACGACUUUGAGGUCGUCGAUUUCGACAAAUGGACCGAGACUCAGGCGCAAGCCAAAGCUGAGCACAUCCCGCAUGCCCGCCAAAGUCCAGAAGGUUUGUUCGGCACAAACCGCAUCGGCCAGAUCCGUAUUCCCAAAGAGUUGACGGACGGCAUCAACAGCUUGAUCCAAGAUCAGAAUCGCAAGCUUCUCAAGGAGGACGCCUACCGCAUCUUUGAUGCCCUGCGCUCCACGGGCAAGCUCGAGCACAAUAUGCUUCCCAAGAGUUCUUCCAAGCACCGCAAGAACGAGCGAAUCCCCGAGCCACACAUCCUCGAAUACGGCUAUCGGGAAUCGCUCGCCUAUGCUGCCGUGCGGCUUCCGCUCAGCUACGCCUCCACCGUCGCCGUCCUGAGCGAGCUCAAGAAGCGCCUGCCUGACUUUGAGCCUCGCUCUGUGCUUGACUUUGGUACAGGUCCUGGCUCGGCUCUGUGGGCAACCCGAUAUGUCUGGCCAAGCACCAAGAUCAAUGCCCUCGGUGUCGAUGUCUCCGAACCCAUGCUCCAGACAGCCACGCAGCUCGGAGGGUACCUCCAGGAACACAUCGACAACUGGUUCUCGUCCCUCAACUUUCGACGAUACCUGUCCUUCCGGAAAUCGGAAGAGAAGCAUGAUAUGGUCAUUGCCGCAUUCGCCCUGAGCGACCUGCCGACCGAUGCCAUCCGCCAGAGUACCCUGCAGAAUCUAUGGAGUCAAACCGGCGAUAUCCUCGUCCUCAUCGAUCGGGGUAUACCUGCUGGUGCCGAGUUGAUUGCAAAAGCGCGGCAGUAUAUCCUUGACCUCGAAAACGAUGCCUUCGUCGCGGAUCAAGACGAUAUGGACGAGGCAGAGCUUCCCGAGGACGAAGCCGAGUUCGAGUUUCUGGAAGAGGAAAACGGCGAGUCUAAAGAACGCACCGGGGCGUUUGUGGUUGCCCCUUGUCCUCACGACCAUAGCUGCCCGAUGCUGGAGCAAAAGUCCUGGUGCCAUUUCUCGCAGAGUUUGCAGCGAACCCGUCUGAUGCUCUCCAUCAAAGACGGGAAAAUGGGACAGGAGGAUAUCAAGUACUCGUAUGUUGUCAUCCGGAGAGGAAAGCGGCCAGUCUCCCCAACUUUGGCAGGUCAUUCUCCUGAACCCCACAGUGGCAAACCCAGCGCUGCUCCGGAUCUCGCCGCAGCUUCCUUCCACUGGCCCAGGCUUGUUGCUCCGCCCAUGAAGCGCGAUGGACAUGUUGUUCUUGACACCUGUGGUGUCUCCGGGGCUCUCGAGCGGUUUGUCAUCGGCAAGUCCAAGGGCAAACUCACCUACUACGACGCCCGCAAGUCUCACUGGGGCGACCUGUGGCCCCACAAGCCGACAAGCAAGGUGGUCACUCGUUUGCCCAAGCUCGACGCCCAGCUCUCUGGCCAAGCAAGCAAUGCCGAUGGCGUGAAUGACGAGUCGGAUGGGUCUGACGACAGGAUCGUGGACAUUGCCCGUGAAUUCGAGGCCGAUUUCAAUGAGCCUGCGGGAAUCAGCCGGACGCUGCUCAAGAAUGACAGCUACUAUAUGGUCAUGAAGGGCGACGAAAAGAUCCGCGGCGAUAUGAAGCACAAGCCAAAGCCCAAGAAAUAG
Molecule: messenger RNA, 2544 nt
Organism: Polychytrium aggregatum
Lineage: Eukaryota; Fungi; Chytridiomycota; Chytridiomycetes; Polychytriales
Product: mitochondrial small ribosomal subunit Rsm22-domain-containing protein
Exons: 12
Coding region: 1-2544 (847 amino acids)
Biological process (GO): translation
Cellular component (GO): mitochondrial small ribosomal subunit
Molecular function (GO): methyltransferase activity; structural constituent of ribosome
Source: RefSeq, a predicted model, not a curated record